AUGGGUUCUGUCAUAAAGAAGGCUAAAAGGAAAUACCAGGUGAACACACAUUGGUGAUAAUCAAAUGAGGGAGACCUUGACAGGAUAAGAUGAACAGACUACCCCCGCCCCCAACCAACAUGGCUGUGAACCUCAGAGCAGUGGAGCCAAGACUGGAGAUCAGAAGCUGAGGCUAGACCCAGUGGCUACGGCGAGAGGGCAAUGCCUCAGGACGCCAAGGCAGAGGACAGAAGAGCUCCAAGAGCCACUGGGUAUUCAGACUCAGAGUGCAGUGUCAGAAAGUCAGCUCAGAGGAAAGAAAGAAAACCGGAAACAUGACCGGAGAGGAAACAUGCAGAAAGAAUAGAUGUGUGGCCAUCCUGGAGUUCAGCCUGGGGGCAAGGUUCUCCCCUCCUGCUGGAGCACUGCACAGCUACAACCACCACGGAAGCCAGCGGGGCGAGCUCCCUGAACCUGGGCAUUCCUCCCGUAGAGACCUCAAGUGAAAACAUGGAGCCUGAAGGUCAGAGCGUGAAGCGGCUGGCACCAUUGUCCUUGGGAAGAUAUCACAUUUCUGGGGAGUACGGCUUUCUCCUUCCCAAUCCUCUGGGAGAACUUCCCGACUAUUACAAGCCUUGGAUGGAAAUUGCCCACAGACUUCCUCACUUAAUUGAGAGCCACCAGCUCCGAGCUCAUGUGUACAAGAUGCCUCUCCUGGACUGCAGAUUCCUAAAGAGUUACCGUGAGCAGCGGCUGGCACACCUGGCACUGGCCGCUAUCACCAUGGGAUUCGUCUGGCAGGAAGGAGAAGCCCAACCGCCAAAGGUGCUGCCAAGAACUCUGGCCAUUCCUUUUGUUGAGGUAUCCAGGAACUUGGGACUCCCACCUAUCCUGGUCCACUCUGACCUGGUGCUGACAAACUGGACCAAAAGGAACCCAGAAGGACCGUUGGAGAUCAGUAACCUGGAAACCAUCAUCUCCUUUCCGGGGGGAGAGAGCCUGCGGGGCUUCAUCCUGGUGACUGUCUUUGUGGAGAAGGCAGCAGUGCCCGGCAUUAAGGCCCUUGUUCAGGGAGUGGAGGCCAUUCUGCAACACAGCCAGGACACCCUGCUAGAAGCCCUGCAGCAGCUGAGACUCUCCAUCCAGGACAUCACCAGAGCCUUGGCUCAAAUGCAUGAUUAUGUAGACCCAGACGUGUUUUACUCGGUCAUCCGGAUCUUCCUCUCUGGGUGGAAGGACAACCCAGCCAUGCCUGAGGGGCUGGUCUAUGAGGGUGUUGCCACAGAGCCUCUGAAGUACUCUGGAGGAAGUGCAGCCCAGAGCUCCGUGCUUCAUGCCUUCGAUGAGUUCCUGGGCAUUGAGCACUGCAAGGAAAGUGUUGGCUUUCUACACAGAAUGAGGGACUACAUGCCACCUUCCCAUAAGGCUUUCCUGGAGGACCUCCACUCAGCUCCUUCUCUGAGAGACUACAUACUGGCCUCUGGUCCUGGGGGCUGCCUGACGGCCUAUAACCAGUGUGUGGAGGCCCUGGUAGAGCUGCGCAGUUACCACAUCACCGUGGUGGCCAGAUACAUUAUCUCUGCGGCCACCAAAGCCAGGAGCAGGAUGCUGAGUCAUCUCUCACCUCAUGCCUUGGAAGACAGGGGCACUGGGGGCACAGCCGUGCUGAGCUUCUUGAAGAGUGUCAGGGAGAAGACCAUGGAAGCCAUCCUGUGUCCUGGUUCUUAGCAGUUCAUGUCCUGCAUCCUAGCACUAAGCUGUUCUCAUCCUGUAUCCCAGUUCUUAGCUGUUCUCAUCCUGAAUCCCAGUGCUUAGCUGUUCUCAUCCUGCAUCCUAGUGCUUAGCAGUUCAUGUCCUGCAUCCUAGAGCUUAGCUGUUCUCAUCCUGCGUCCUAAUGCUUAGCAUUUUAUAUCCAGCAUCCAAGUGUUUAGAGGUUCACAUCCUGCAUCCUUGUGCUUAGCAAUCAUGUCCUGCUUUCUAGUACUUAACAGUCACAUCCUGCAUCCUAGUGUUUAGCAGUCAUGUCCUGCUUCCUAGUGCUUGGUUGCUCUCAUCCUGCAUCCCUGUGCUUAGCAGUCAAAUCCUGCUUCCUAGUGCUUAGCUGCUCUUAUCCUGCAUCCCAGUGCUUAGCAGUCAUGUCCUACUUCCUAGUGCUUAGCUGUUCUCAUCCUGUAUCCCAGUGCUUAGCUGUUCUCAUCCUGUAUCCCAGUGCUUAGCUGUUCUCAUCCUGUAUCCCAGUGCUUAGCUGUUCUCAUCCUGCAUCCUAAUACUUAACAGUCAUGUCCUGUGGGAGCAGAACCAGGGUCAGAGCUCUGCCUGAACCUAAGCAUAGUUUUGCUGCAAAGGACACCACAUCCUUGUUUGUAAACUGUGGCUCUCACCCUGACCCCACCCCAGCCAAUUUGCUUGAUAGAAACCUUUCUGCCCUGCCCAAUCCCCCUGCCUCAUAUCAGAGAGCUGCAGCCAUGUCUUCAUUCAGUAUUUGAUGAGCAAGUUGGAGAUACCCAAGCUCAAUUUAAAAAGAAUGAGGUUGCCUUUGGGCACGGUACCUCGGUACCUCGUCUUUUCUUACCCUGGACCCUUCCUCCCUCCCUCUCUCCCCCCUCCCUCUCUCACACCCUCUCUCUCCUCUUGCUACCCUGCCUGUUCACUCCCUUUUCCCCUUCUUGCUGUCUCCCCAUCCCUCCUUCCCUCCACCCUUCCCUUUUUGUCUGUGAAACACAAGGUCUUCCUGCUUCACCCUUCAGAGGUGAUGCGCAUGUGCUGUUUGUGUGCACAGGUUAUUAUAAGGCUUUGCCCUACUGGAGAUUACUCCCAAAGUUUUGCACAUAACCAGGCAAUUGCUCUACCACCUGGCUACAGUCUCAACUCUCUGUAUUCCUGAAGGAAAGUCUUGAUGAAUUGCUUAGGCUGGUAUUGAAGUCUUUAGCCUAGGCAGGCCUUAGUCUGAGUAGUGGGAUUUACAGGGAUGAGCCACUGAGCCACACUGCUGCCACUGCUAAAGAUGAUGAUGAUGAUGAUGAUGAUGAUGAUGAUGAUGAUGAUGAUGAUGAUGAUGAUGAUGAUGAUGAUAACUACAAUGGUCGAAUGACAGCAAUGGUAAUGGCGGCUGUCUCUUCCCUUUUUUUGUUUGUUUUUGGGUUUUAUUUUAUUUUACUUUGAGGCAGUGUCUUAGUAUGCUUUAGCCCAGGUUUUCUUGAACUACCUCAGCCACCCUAGUGCUUAGAUUAUACACAUGAGCCUCCAUGACUGGCUCUAGAUUCUUUCAAUUCACCAAGCCCUACUGUGCUCUUGCCUGUGACCCGGGGCAGCCUCCUCCUCCAUGCCCAGGCUGAGUUCAGCACUGGGAGUUAGAUGCUGGGCAGAGAUUUGCUGGAUGAAGAAUCUGUCCAUGCAGACCUGGAAGUCACCGGCAUGGGAGCCGUCAGCUACUGACUUGGAAUCGAUGUCACUCCCCCACAGGGUGCAGACAUUGCCGAUUCUAUUUUAACUCUCUCUGUUCUAUUUUUAGGACUGUGUUUUUCUUUCUCCUAGUGACACUGGAAAUUUGUUUGUGAAAAAUGCUUUAAUUGACCCCUUGAAAGUAAGUGAGCCAAAUAAGAAUAAAUAGUAAGUCCACAUGUUUAGGAUAAAAAUAAAUGUGGCUUUUAUAUUCCACA
Messenger RNA from Mastomys coucha (southern multimammate mouse), 3638 nucleotides. RefSeq names its product indoleamine 2,3-dioxygenase 2 (gene Ido2). The transcript has 12 exons. The record is from RefSeq and is a predicted model, not a curated record. Gene Ontology annotation, biological process: 'de novo' NAD+ biosynthetic process from L-tryptophan. Lineage: Eukaryota; Metazoa; Chordata; Mammalia; Rodentia; Muridae. Bases 490 to 1707 code for a protein of 405 amino acids. Gene Ontology annotation, molecular function: metal ion binding; indoleamine 2,3-dioxygenase activity; L-tryptophan 2,3-dioxygenase activity. Gene Ontology annotation, cellular component: cytoplasm.